AUGCCGGAGCUGGCUGAAUCGAUAAACGCCAUAAAGGAAGGCGCCAAGGAAGAGCCCUUUACCUACCUCACUAUCUUACAGUAUCAUGUCACCUCACCAGAUGUCCUGCCUACCCUCAACGAGGUGCUCGGGUCCAACGGAAAGCUCGCCCAGGAUAUCGGCUGGGACUUGGUGCAGCUGUUACUGGACAUUGAUGGGUCCGAGGCAUGUCUGGAAACGGUAGCCCGUCUGGGCAACCCUCGAGAGGUCAUUAUCAAGGUCAUGGAGGCCCUCGAGGGUUUGAGUGAGACUUCCGUCGAUGAAGCUGCCCUGCUGGCAGACGCAGAUGUUCCCGAGCCUCCCACAAAUGUGACGGGCAAGUUCGUCAUCUUGCUCGGAAUGCUAGCCAUUCUGCAGCGGCGCAUCAAGACAAAGUACCCCUCUAGAUUCCUCGGAUCCUCGCUGGUCAAGGUCUACGAGGCGUAUCAGCCAAAUCCCGAGAUGACGGCUUCAGUGAUAAAUUUGGUCCGAUCCCUAUCGGGUCGCAAGAGGCCGCCUCUGCCCACGAGGAAAUCCAGUGUCAAUGUGGCCAAUCCAGACCAGGAUGGUGACGCCUCCAAGAAUGCACCAGAUCCCGAGGCCGAGCAGGAAGACCCUACCGAGGAGAAAAUGCAGACAAAAUUGCUCCAGUCCUUUGUUACUUGCAUUCUGCAGAAAUAUGUCAAUGAGAACUGGAUGCAGUGGUCAGCCAGACUGCUGGAGCAUUAUCAACCAGAGAAGAAGAUCCCUGGACGCAAAACUAUCAUACAGUCCUACACCGAGGAUGCAGAUCUCCAUGAGAGAGAUGCUGUAGUUGGGCAACUCGUCGCUCUGUCUCGAGACUUGGGCUUGAAAGAGGCCUCGGCCUCCUUUGUGAAGAGCUUGUAUGAAGGGGCCACGGGCUUUGACCCAAUGGCAGCAUAUGAUGACCUCAGUACUGCCGACGAUAUUCACUUGUCGCCUGGUGGCGCUGUGUGUCUUAUUGCCUACUGGCUAUUUUCCGGCGAGGUCUUCCAGGCAGACAGCCCUCAACCCGAGAUGCACAUCUUCCCAGAUCAGCACACGUUGUUGGAACGGUUUCUAGGCGCCGCACCGCAAAGUGAGAUUGAGAACAACCCCGGCAUAGCAGAUGCCCUGUUGGCCAUAAGCUUGGCUCUGUAUCAAAAGGACUUGAUUGCCAAAGGCACCGAGCCUAACAUCAUGGCAUAUCAUCAUCACUUGACUCUUGUUGCCGUAUUUCACCCAGAUCUUCAAGUUCGGAAUGCGGCAACAAACUUUGCCGGCACAAUACUUCACUCAGACCCAGACGACCAGGGCCGGUUAGAGAUUCUGGAGGAUUUGCUGGAGAACUGCGGCUUCGCAUCGCUCAAGGCGUGUGCCGUCACGUGGUUGAAGGAAGAGCUUAUAGAAGCUAAGAAGUCAUCUUCGUCCAAUGUGUUCUCAUCACCAGACAUCAUUGACCGCCUGCAGUACGACAUAUUCCCCGACAGUAUAUCACUGAAGUCACUGUCUGAAGAGCAGCUUCAAGACUUUUGGGUACAAAAUGCCCUCUUCCUCCUCCAAGUUGCAAAUUUUGCCUACUUCCUGUUUGAGGGCAACAAGGACUUGGUGCCGGCUGCAGUAGGUGCAGCUGUCGAGCAAAGAUUUGUGGAUCCUCUGAUCGAAGCUGCAGAGAGGCUGCUCAAGGUUGAGGGUACAGCUGGCCAUGAUUCCAUGGAUUUGACGAUUCUAGUGGAUCGCCUAAAGAGCCUCCCAUCUUGA
Messenger RNA from Pestalotiopsis fici W106-1, 1779 nucleotides. RefSeq lists its product as uncharacterized. Gene Ontology annotation, biological process: cellular response to oxidative stress. The record is from RefSeq and is a predicted model, not a curated record. Gene Ontology annotation, cellular component: cytoplasm. The transcript is spliced from 2 exons. NCBI's taxonomy places the organism in Eukaryota, Fungi, Ascomycota, Sordariomycetes, Amphisphaeriales, Sporocadaceae. The coding region runs from base 1 to 1779 and encodes 592 amino acids.